UUCUGACAGCUUAAAUGAAAUUGAGGGAAUUUUUCUGUUUUCGUUGUAAUUUAAAGCUAAUUAAGAUCCAUUACCUUUUUAACAAAGCUGAUUCUUAAAUCAGCAUAUCGUCUUCGCUUCCUCAGUGUGGCCUGGAAGGAGAUACACAAAGAAUUCACAUAAUCACUUGAACUCUGCAUCCAAUUUUCCUACCCCAGAGGAGGAUAUAAGUAGUUUUUAUUUUUUUUCUUCUGAAUCGCAGUUUACAGGACUCCAAUGGUUCUCUGAUGUAUCCGGGCGCCAGCAAAAGCAUAUGCUGAACUUCUCCAUGACUUGAAUACUGUACUUGUUGAAAACAGACCUUGAAGCAUUCAGAAGAAAUAAGUAAUGGUGAUGUUCUUGGACAAACAGCAAGAUUUAGAAUACUUUGUUGACACAUACCAGUUAUAGUGUACAAAAGCAAGCAGAAACAAUGUGAUUGUAUUUUAAAUGAUAGCUAUGAUUAUCAGAUCUUUUGUGGUUGAUUAAACAUUCAAUAUCUGAGGCCCCAACCUCUUUAUAACCUCUAUGACACAAGAGUAAAUGACAAGACAUACUUUGAGUUGCUCGGCUAAUAAUAAGGUUUGAAACUGUGAUGGAAAACAAGGAGGUUGAAAAGCAGAUGUCGCAACCAGCUCACAGAUGGUACUAAUAUUUACGUUGCUGCAGGGUAUAGGUUGUUAUGCAGGUUACAUGAAAGCGGAACAAAGGUAUGUGUAGUAAUGAAACAAAAUGGUUGGGGCCACAGCUGCAAAGGGGGUGGCUGGUGGUAUUUAUUUUAGGCAGGCAACAUAUUCCACUCAUUCACACUGGGAUACCAGAGAGGUGGAUAACAGGGAGGCAGCAAGAAACUGUGAUCAUGCGAGCAUUGGUGUUCAUCCUCUUGAUGGAAAUGGUGGAUGUGAACGUCAGCCAGGAAUACAGCCCCUUCCAGUGGCUGUCCCAACUGCGAGGCCGGCUGGCAGGCUGGCAGUCUGAGGCUCUCGAUUGCCCCCUGGAGUGUGAUUGUCCAGCAGCCUACCCCACAGCUAUGUACUGUCACAGCCGCAACCUGCAGCACAUUCCCUAUGUCCCAUCACACAUAAAGUAUGUCUACCUGCAGCGUAACCAAAUCACAGGCAUUCAGGAUGGAGUGUUCGACAACGCCCCCAACCUGGUGUGGGUGAUUUUGUCGCAUAACCAGCUCAGCUCGGAGAAAAUCAGCGACAGUGUCUUUGUCGAGCUGGGAAGCCUGGUUCGACUCUACCUGGAUAACAAUGAACUGACCCAUGUGCCUCGUAACUUACCAAGAUCCCUCACUGACCUGCGACUUUCCUACAACAAAAUCACAAACAUCUCCUCCAACUUAUUUGAGUCCAUGUCCAACCUCACCACCCUUCAACUUCAGGGAAAUGACAUAGAAGAGGUAGACGGUGGGUUAACGGGGCUAAAAUCUCUUAUGAUGCUGGACAUGAGCAAAAACAAGCUGAUGAAAAUUCCUGACAACUUUCCCAAAGAACUACAACAGCUCUACCUGGACCAUAACAACAUAAAGAGUGUCCCAGUUGGUUUUCUUACCAUGUAUCCCAAACUACAAUUUAUCCGCUUGAGUCACAACAGUUUGACUGAUGAAGGACUUCCCUCCAAUGUCUUCAACACCAGCACACUCGUUGAGCUUGACCUGUCCUUCAACCAACUGGAGAAGAUCCCACUUGUUAGCAGGAACCUGGAAAACCUGUACCUGCACGCCAAUAAGAUCAAAGAGUUUUCCCUGAGCAGUUUCUGUGACACAAUCGACGGAACAAACUUCUCCAGGCUGAGAGUGCUGCGUUUGGAUGCCAACAAAAUCAGCGCCAGAGACAUUCCUGUUGAGGCUGCCUACUGUUUGCGACUGGUUUCUUCUGUUAAUGUUUAGAACUUCCUGUCCUUUCAUGUUUUAUUUUCUCCAUCUCUAACUCAUACUCUCUUACUGUUACACAUCUGCUUCAUUGGUCAAGAAAUUUUUUUUUUAUCAAACAAUUAUGUUAACAAUUCAGUGAUAUCAUAAUUCCAGUGUUAGUCAACAGGAAAUACCAGUGUUGCAUAAUCGAAUAUCCAGAUGGCAGUCAGAUAGUCAUGAGAGAGCUGAUGGAUUUUCUUUAGAAACAUUACAAUCUAAGUUACUGGUUUAUGCCAAACCAACGCUGUUACACAUAAUUACACAAUAGCUGAUGAAGACAAUUUUAAUCAGCAUCAAACUGUCAAUCAUUUGUCGAAGAUUUAGUUUGGAUCUUUGUCUCCACCAUGUGGAAUGCCACAAAACUUCACAUCAAGCAAUGCUUUGUUGUUUUUCUUGAAGACAUUUUUUCUCACUUCAUCACUUUACUGGUUGCACAAUUCAUAUAAAAUCUUUUAUUCCAAAAUGUAUGCACUGGGUCACUAUAUUAUUUUGAACUGACUUUAGUUAAUAUGCAUCUAAAUAUUUACUUUGAAGCCCACAUGAUCUGGUUUUAACAGCAUUUUAUAAAGUUAAAACUAAGGAAUGAUGUAUAUGCAUGAGAUGUUGAAAGCAAAUGUUACACUUGAUAACAAUAAAGUCUUUUAAU
Messenger RNA from Poecilia latipinna (sailfin molly), 2582 nucleotides. RefSeq names its product fibromodulin-like. The record is from RefSeq and is a predicted model, not a curated record. The coding region runs from base 731 to 1912 and encodes 393 amino acids. Lineage: Eukaryota; Metazoa; Chordata; Actinopteri; Cyprinodontiformes; Poeciliidae. The transcript has 3 exons. Gene Ontology annotation, molecular function: protein binding.